Molecule: messenger RNA, 474 nt
Organism: Salvia splendens (bonfire salvia)
Lineage: Eukaryota; Viridiplantae; Streptophyta; Magnoliopsida; Lamiales; Lamiaceae
Exons: 1
Coding region: 1-474 (157 amino acids)
Source: RefSeq, a predicted model, not a curated record
AUGCUGAUCGAACAAAUUCCAACUUCAUCCUCGUCUUCCAGUGCCCGUGCCGACAGCGAUAACCAAGAAGCCUCCUCCCAAGCCCAAAUUGAAAACCCUAGCCCAUCCUCCCCGCCUCCACCACAAACAAGCGCCGCUCCGCCUCCCGAGGUGGACGAAGAAGCUAUCAAGCGCCUAUAUAGGAUCCUUCGGAGCAUGCCCUCCGAUACGGAUAUACCGACCGUUUACACCACCAUUAUAGCCCGACUGGGGAUUUCCUUGUCAAGGGACCGAGCCACAACUUCCACACCCCAAAAUCCUCCCCAAAACCCUCCAUCCUCUUCCCAAACACUGACCCUCCGUCACACCCCAACGCCUACACCUGGGUUUCCACUAGUACAGUAUAUUGGAGACGAUUCUGAUGAAGAAGGGGUGCAGCCGGCCGCCACUCCAGUCGCCGAAUCAGAGGACGUGCCGGCACAACCGCAUGCAUAG